AUGGAUGGCCCACCAUUGCCAGAAGCGGCCCGGCCAGAAGAUGCUGCUAGUUCCAUAUCUCCCGAUGCCGACACCUUGCGGCAGGUAGCGACGCAAUUGGUGAACAACCUUGACCUCCACCAAUGCAGCGUCAAAGAGUGCAGAGCUAAAAUCGCAGCUGCCUGCGGGUUGGAACGGGAUGGAUUGGAGGCACGGAAAGAUGAAAUCAAUAUCUUGAUUCAAGAAGUCGUGGAGUCUCUUGACGCCAAGAAAUCAAGCCAGCCGUCAAGCUGUUGCGAAGAGCUUGGUGUGGAGUCAAAGAACCCGAGGAGGGCUUACUUGGUCACUUUGUCACACACAGACAAAGAAGAGGGCGCUGACGGGCAGAAGUUGGUACCUCCAGGCACUUACACGCGCAUGGAGGUCAGAGACUUUUUCUUGGGCGCCCUUCUCUCCACACAAGCAAACAGAGACCAGCCUCUUGCUUUUACAAGCAUGGCUGUGUUUCAGGAGCGCCAUGCGACGGGACAAAUUCACUAUCACGUUGCCCUGUCAGCUGACAAGUGUUUUCGCUUCGCACCCCUGAAGCGCCAUUUGCUGGCUGCGCACGGGUUAGCCAGCCAUUGGUCUGGAAAAACAGACGGGUAUGCAGGGUGCAUUGCGUAUUGCUAUUUGCCUUCGCCCACUAAGGCGGUGGAGGAAUUGGAUCCAACGCCGGAGCUGUGGCCUUCAAACCACCCGCCUUUGUCUGAAGCGAGCAGAGGGUCAGUGAGUGCGCAGAAGCUGGAAGCGCAUCGGGAGGACCAAAGGCGCAAGCGCGCAGGCAAAGGCAAGGCAGAGCAGCGCGUGCGAGAAGUGGACUUGUGGCCCAUCAUUGUUAGGGAGAACAUUUUGCCCGAUGAGGUUUGCGCAGAAAAGUUGAUGGCCUAUGCCAAGCGCAGCGGUGGCCAAGCGUUGGUGGAGUUUUGCUCUGCCAACUGGGACAAGCUUCCGGGCAUUGUUGCCAAAUCGUGGAAGACGGAAAAAGUUGAGGACUUAGUGGCAGCAGCUUCGCAGAGUCGGCUGGAGAUCCUGGAAGGAGCUUGCAGCGCUCCAUGCACUUGCACGGGCCAGUGGGCCUGCUUUGCUGACGCCAUCCUCUCGCAAAACGGCCACGACCCAGUUGAGUGGCGCAAGGCUGUGAGAGAUUCGCUUGUGGGUGGGCGUUCGAAAGGCACUCUUGUGUGCCACGCAGGUUUUGAAGGAAACGAAGGCAAAAGCUUCUUGUUCCGCCCUUUGCCGUUGGUGUUUGGCGAGGACAAUGUUUUUGUGACUCCGCCCAAGAGUGCCUUUCCCCUACUUGGCCUUGAGAAGGCAAGAAUGGUUUGGCUGGACGAUUGGAGGUUCAAUGAGGAAAUUGUUUCUUGGGCGGUCCAACUCCUUUGGUUUGAAGGCGCCAGCUUUGUCAUUGCGAGGCCACAGAACCUCUACUCAGGACACCUUCGCUAUGUCAAGGAUGACCCACUCUUCAUAACCACACUGCAAUCAGACCUGCAUGCUUUGAAGGGGAAGCUGAAGCAAGGCGACUUGGACAUGAUGGUAAAACGCUUGAAAUUGUUUGAGUUCAAGCAGAAAGUUACAAUUCCCAGCCAUGUCGCCAAAGGCUGCGGCUCUUGUUUCGCCCAUUUCAUCUUGGGCCCAGGGCUGCAGACGCGCGUUUUGCGCUCUGAAGCUGCGAAAAGGGGGGCCACGCCUUCAGGUGAAACGCCCGAGCCCAAAAGAAUGAUGUGCUUGUCUUGGACUGUGGACGACGUCUGUACCUACAUUGCGGAUUUGGAGUUGGGGCAUGUUGUGGCGGCCUUUCGAGACAACGCAGUGGAUGGCCGCAUGCUGGCAUCUUUAUCUGAAACCGACCUAGUGUCUGAGCUGGGGUUGAAGCCUCUUCAGGUCUAUGUGGGUUGCAGGAAGAAGGUCCUGACCUCAAGCCGCUUUGAACAGCUCACCGGACGUGUGAUGGCGCCCAAGCGUCAGCGGGUUGAGGUCUUGUCCGCGGAAGCAGCCGCGCUCCAGCAACGGCGGGCAGUGCUGAAAGCGCAAAACAAAGAGCUCGCUAAGCAGCAGAAGCUGCUGCAAAAGCGGCGCCAAAGGUUGAUGCAGGUGCUCCUCAAGCGGGCGCUGCAGCCCUUCCUGUUGGCCUCGCUCCAGUUGUUGUCCCCCCUCCAGUUGUUGCUCCCGUUGUGGGUGCUGGACACGCUGUUGCUGUGGGUGGUGGUGAGGAUGAAGGAGCAAGAGCUGCUGCCGCAGUUGGGAUGGGUCAAAACGUUGCAGGCCAAUGUUUUUCUGUUCUGGUUACAAGCGGGAACAAGUGGCGUGGGGUCAUGGGUUGGCCCAAAUAUUGAACAGGUGUGGUGGAAGGAGAGAAUGAUGAUGUCCUGGAGUUUGAGAGCGUUGGAGGCACAAGACCUGUUGAAGAUCUGUGGUUUUGAAAUUUGUUCACUCCUCCAGCAGGUGAUGAUGAAGAGGGUGAUGAGGGUGCCGGCGCAGGACAUUGUUGCGCGAGAUAGAGGGCGCUAG
Molecule: messenger RNA, 2532 nt
Organism: Durusdinium trenchii
Lineage: Eukaryota; Dinophyceae; Suessiales; Symbiodiniaceae
Source: the annotation of a GenBank genome assembly